CCGGGGGGGUUCCCUGCCCGCCCCCGCGCGCGUGCGCGGGCGCGAGGCGGCCGCGCGCGCCGAAGGCAACAGGCGGGCCCGGCGCAUGCGAUGGCCGAGCCAGUCGUCUUCCACGUCAUCGGCGGGAAGGGCAGCGGCGCCGCCAGCGAAGCGCCGAAGAAGCUGGAGGUCAAGCCCGGUGGCGAGAACGUCAAGGUCGGCCGCGCGUCCAAGAACGAGCUCGUCUUCAGGCAUCCCGGCAUCUCCUGGAACCACGUAGAGCUGAGGCUGACGCCCGGCGAUGGCCGUGGGCUCGGUCGCCGAUCGCGCGCAUGCUCCCCCUCCUCCCUCCUCCCUCCUCGCUCCGUCCUCCUCGCUCCUCGCUCCUCGCUCCGCCCUCCUUCCUUCUCCCUCCUCGCUUCUUUUGCUCCUUUCCUCGCCUCCAGCUGCUGCUGCUCUCCUCCCCCGCUCCUUUCUCGUCGGCUGGC
Messenger RNA from Prorocentrum cordatum, 467 nucleotides. Lineage: Eukaryota; Dinophyceae; Prorocentrales; Prorocentraceae. The record is from the annotation of a GenBank genome assembly.